AUGCCCCGCCGCCAACCUCUUUUUGGGUCCUUGAAUAGAGCAAAAGCGACAGAGAAGGUCCAACGAGGACAUCAUAUGUGUCGGUCUCUCUAUCCGUACCUCGCUUUGCCUACCUUGCCUUUCUUCUCGAUACCUAUCCAUCCUCCUCUCUUUAUCAUACCUCAGCCUCCCUCAUCUAUCUCCCUCCCCUUAAACGUCGCAUCCACCCUCGCAUAUUCUCUUCUUUCCUCUCUCAUCGCUCUCACUCACUCACUCACUCUCUUCUCGCCCCACCACUCUCCGUACCCUCCUCUCUCUAUCUCACUCUCUCUAUUUCACCAUCCGUCUCUCCUCUCCCUGCUCCUCUGCUCAGCAUUGGACAUUGGACUCACAAGCCAGUAA
Colletotrichum costaricense is the source of this 381-nucleotide messenger RNA. RefSeq lists its product as uncharacterized. The transcript has a single exon. Lineage: Eukaryota; Fungi; Ascomycota; Sordariomycetes; Glomerellales; Glomerellaceae. The record is from RefSeq and is a predicted model, not a curated record. Bases 1 to 381 code for a protein of 126 amino acids.